AUGGACGUCGAAGAAUCGCCUUGGGCCGACUCAUCACAGGCCGCAUCGCAACAGGCAUCGCAGCCUGAAGCCGCGGCCUCGCAAUCGUCCAACCCAGCUCCCUCGGCUUCCUCGUCGGCCCCUCGUCCAUCAAGAGGACCACGUCGGCUGGUCGCUCAACCCACACGUCUCGAAGCUGUCGAUGAUCCUCUCGGUCCUCUCGGCGCCGCCACCGAAGACAAUGGCUCUGCCCAGGAUGCCCCUCCGGUGCCUCCGCAAAAGGAGCAGAUGGUGAUUCGUACCACCAUGCCGCAGCCCCAGCAGCAGCGACGACCUGCGGAUCCUCACCAUAUCGACGAUGACGAGAACGAUGGGUCAAAGGCUCCUCGCGCACCUCCUCCCGUUGAGGCUGCCCAGCCCAGUGCCGUCAGGAGCAGCAAUCAGCCGAGCGUUAGUGUUGAGCAAGCUGCCAAGCCCACGUUCCAGAUUACGGUUGGAGAUCCUCACAAAGUUGGCGACCUGACAAGUUCCCACAUUGUCUAUUCCGUUCGAACCAAGACCACUUCCAAGGGAUAUAAACAGCCCGAGUUCGAAGUCAAGCGCCGAUAUCGCGAUUUUCUCUGGCUUUACACGACUCUCCAUGGCAACAACCCUGGAAUUGUGGUUCCACCUCCUCCUGAGAAGCAGGCUGUCGGUCGCUUCGACAGCAAUUUUGUAGAGAGCCGACGAGCUGCUCUUGAAAAGAUGCUUAACAAGACCGCGAUACACCCUACGCUCCAGCACGAUCCCGAUCUGAAGCUUUUUUUGGAAAGCGAAACUUUCAAUGUGGACGUCAAGCACAAGGAGAGGCGGGAGCCCAUUCCUACCGAGAGCAAGGGUGUGCUUGGGUCUCUGGGUAUCAACGUUGGAGGCGGAAACAAGUUUGUGGAACAGGAUGACUGGUUCCAUGAUCGCAAGGUCUACCUCGAUGCUCUCGAGAAUCAGCUCAAGGGACUUCUCAAGGCUAUGGAGACCAUGGUUAGCCAACGUAAGAUGAUGGCCGAGGCAGCUGGUGACUUCUCAGCUUCCCUCCACGCACUCUCCACCGUUGAAUUGUCACCCUCACUAUCAGGCCCCCUUGAUGCUCUUUCCGAGCUCCAGCUUACUAUUCGAGAUGUGUAUGACCGCCAGGCCCAGCAGGAUGUUCUGACAUUCGGCAUUAUUCUCGAGGAGUACAUUCGCCUCAUCGGGUCAGUCAAGCAGGCAUUUGGCCAGCGACAAAAGGCGUUCUAUUCAUGGCAUGCUGCGGAGUCGGAACUACAGAAGAAGAAGGCUACACAGGACAAGCUUUUGAGACAAGGAAAGAGUCAGCAAGACCGACUCAACCAAAUGAGCGCUGAAGUUGGCGAGUCAGAGCGCAAGGUUCACCAGGCCAGGCUUCUUUUCGAGGAUAUGGGCCGGUUGAUGAGAAGCGAGCUUGAUCGAUUUGAGAAGGAGAAGGUGGAAGACUUCAAGAGUGGUGUUGAGACAUUCCUUGAAAGCGCAGUUGAGGCGCAAAAGGAGCUUAUCGAGAAGUGGGAGACAUUCUUGAUGCAACUUGACGCUGAAGACGACGAGUCAGUAUUUUACAGACCACCAGUAUACCAGCAACAGCAGCAAAAGGGAGGCGAUACUGCGGUUGACCGCGCUCGGGCGAGGAUAGACGAAGACUCGGACUAG
Fusarium verticillioides 7600 is the source of this 1677-nucleotide messenger RNA. RefSeq lists its product as hypothetical. Gene Ontology annotation, biological process: protein retention in Golgi apparatus; retrograde transport, endosome to Golgi. Lineage: Eukaryota; Fungi; Ascomycota; Sordariomycetes; Hypocreales; Nectriaceae. The transcript is spliced from 3 exons. The coding region runs from base 1 to 1677 and encodes 558 amino acids. Gene Ontology annotation, cellular component: endosome. Gene Ontology annotation, molecular function: phosphatidylinositol binding. The record is from RefSeq and is a predicted model, not a curated record.